UCCUCUUUGUUCUGCAGAGAGAGAGGGAGAGAGAGCUGAAAAUGAUACUGGGUUCGAAUCUCCGAACGAUUCGACGGCAGUUCUUCUCUUUCUCCUCCUCUGUUUUGCUAAAAGUUAAUUGUUCUACGUCUUCUAUAAUCGACACCAGUCGUUGCGCGUAUCGAACUAACUAUAGCAAUGAGAUUGAGCCGUGUUCUUCUUCAUUUGUGACCGCUGCGCACGCGCUCAGGAAUAGCAGAACUGCAGUCCGGAGACCCAGGCCACGAUGGGUUCGAGCUCGGCAGCAGCUAAGCAAGAUGGCGGUGGACACGGAUACGGAUGCGUACUCGGCAAUAGAGCUGGCAUUGGACUCGGUGGUCAAGAUCUUCACGGUGUCCAGCAGCCCCAACUACACCCUCCCUUGGCAGAACAAGUCCCAGCGCGAGUCCAUGGGUUCCGGGUUUGUAAUCCCUGGGAGAAAAAUUCUUACGAAUGCUCAUGUAGUGGCUGAUUACACGUUUGUGCUCGUAAGAAAGCACGGCUCUCCUACCAAGUAUAGAGCAGAAGUACAAGCUGUUGGUCAUGAGUGUGACUUAGCUAUUCUGGUUGUUGAAAGUGAAGAGUUCUGGGAGGGUAUGACCUUUUUGGAACUAGGAGACAUCCCUUUUCUACAGGAAGCUGUUGCGGUUGUUGGAUAUCCUCAAGGUGGGGACAACAUUUCUGUUACUAAAGGUGUUGUUUCCCGGGUUGAACCCACACAAUAUGUACAUGGUGCAACCCAGCUGAUGGCAAUACAGAUUGAUGCAGCCAUCAAUCCAGGGAAUAGUGGCGGUCCCGCAAUCAUGGGCAAUAAGGUUGCUGGCGUAGCUUUUCAAAACCUUUCAGGUGCAGAGAAUAUUGGUUAUAUUAUUCCUGUUCCAGUAAUAAAGCAUUUUCUUUCUGGCGUGGAACAAAGUGGAAAAUAUGUUGGGUUCUGUUCUCUGGGUUUAUUGUGCCAGCCUACUGAAAAUGUACAGCUUCGAAACCACUUUAAAAUGCGCCCUGAAAUGACUGGGGUUCUUGUGAGCAAAAUUAACCCUCUUUCAGAUGCCUACAAAAUCCUGAAAAAAGAUGAUAUUAUCCUCGCAUUUGAUGGUGUGCCUAUAGCAAAUGAUGGAACAGUUCCUUUCCGAAACAGAGAGCGGAUAACAUUCGAUUAUCUAGUGUCGAUGAAGAAACCUGGUGAAACAGCAGCAGUUAAAGUCCUGAGAGACGGUGAAGAAUCUGAAUUUAGUAUCACCCUUCGACCUUUGCAGCCAUUGGUACCUGUUCAUCAAUUUGAUAAACUCCCAAGUUAUUAUAUAUUUGCUGGUCUGGUCUUUGUCCCGCUUACUCAGCCUUACCUUCAUGAGUAUGGUGAAGACUGGUAUAAUACCUCUCCACGUCGGUUGUGUGAACGUGCACUCAGGGAAUUGCCAAAAAAGGCUGGUGAACAGCUUGUCAUCCUUUCUCAGGUGCUGAUGGAUGAUAUCAAUGCAGGAUAUGAACGUCUUGCUGAGUUACAGGUCAAGAAAGUCAACGGGGUAGAAAUUGAAAACCUGAAACAUUUUUGUCGGCUUGUGGAUAGUUGUAGGGAAGAGAGCGUGAGGCUUGAUUUGGAUGAUGAAAGGGUCAUUGUAUUGAACUAUCAAAAAGCAAAGAUUGCCACCUCUUCAAUUUUGAAGCGCCACAGAAUACCUUCUUCAAAGUCCAGUGAUCUUAUUGACGAAGAUAACAGCUUGGAACUGGGGUUGGCCUGCUCAAGCUGAGUAAACCAUUUUGGCAAGUGGGAUGACCAAGCAAUCCAGCUGGCCUACCUGGCUGAAUCUUCUUCAGACAUUCUUAACAAAUUGAAAAGCCAGCUAUUUAGUUAGCCUUCGACUUUAUAGUUUUUAUAUAGCAUUUUUCAAAGGGAGAGAAUAGGAUGUAAGGGGUAGUGAGCUCAGCUCCUUUUUCCAAUGUAUAAGUUUACUCUGGAUAUAGUGAUAUCUAUAUCCCUUGACAAUUUUUGAAAAUUUCGGAUAGGGAUAGGCAGUACAGAAAACUUGAAUUGGUCAAAAGUAACCAGAGGUUUUUUCGGUUGAGAAUA
Juglans regia (Persian walnut) is the source of this 2086-nucleotide messenger RNA. RefSeq names its product protease Do-like 10, mitochondrial. The transcript is spliced from 8 exons. Gene Ontology annotation, molecular function: protein binding; serine-type endopeptidase activity. The record is from RefSeq and is a predicted model, not a curated record. NCBI's taxonomy places the organism in Eukaryota, Viridiplantae, Streptophyta, Magnoliopsida, Fagales, Juglandaceae. Gene Ontology annotation, biological process: proteolysis. The coding region runs from base 42 to 1766 and encodes 574 amino acids.